CAUUGUCGGUGUUAGCGGCAGCUACCCUGGAGCGCGUUUGUGGGGUACAUAAAUUGACAUGAUGGAAGAAACAAAAGAAGAGAUGUCACCGACAGGCAGCACUUUGGGCCGGCAGUGCAUGUUCAUUCCCACCCACCACCGUCUUUUUCGUUGAUGCCUGGCUUUUCGCUGCCGUGGUCGCGCGACGUCAACGACGACGACGAGUCGUCGCCUUGGGAAAGAGGCGUACCGACGCCGCGCUCAACAGUCGGUUUUUUCUACCCACCACCUUCAUCUUCUAUCCCACCGGUACCGACAGACCUACCCAACAAUACUAAUACAAUAUCUUCUUCUAAUAACGUCCAUGCCGACGCCCACGCUCCUUCACUUCCCCGUAAUUCAACUCUCCGAGUGCAUGAAAAGGCUGCGCAGACAUGCAUUCUUCUUCUAUUCUUUCUGCCCCUCCCACCGCUGUUUUCUACUAUAUAUGCAGCUCUGGGAGGGGCUAUUCUCGGUGGGCACGUCCCAGUCAGGUCUUUCGCAGAGGCAGGAGCGACUGGGGGCACUAUACUAGCACUACCACUGGCGCUCGCGAUUUGGAUACUGCUCGCUCCAGAGAAGCAAUCCCCCAGAGAGGAUUUCUUCGAUGACGACGAGCCUCAGACGUGGUGGACUCGUUGGGGAAAAUUCGUGCUGUGCGGGUUUAUACUAGUCUUUGUCGGCGUUGCCACUUCCUCUGGGCGCCGUUUUGCAUCCCGGAAGAGGAUAACAGAGACUUGGAAGCAGGCAAAGCAGCAUUGGCCGCGCUGGUCGGUGGGAUCGUUUUCUGUAGUGCUUUGGGGGUUAUCUUUGCUUUGGGGGUUUUGUCGUAUUGGCAAUACGCGAGGAGAAGAAAAUGAGCGCUCAGAUUCAGCCAUUCUUUAUUGUUGUAAUCUAUUCGUACAUAUUUAGAGGGAUCUGUAUUUGCUGCUGUUGUUGUAUUGUGGACACUGCUAUUUGCUUUGCGUUGACUCCUUGAAACGUGAACCAUACAUGUCGGCAUUUCUCUGUGAAGGGCCGGGGACUGAAACAAUUUUUUCGCAAAAUGAUCUGCUGCCUGUCGAAUUCGACCCGGGCCCCCA
This is a messenger RNA of Desarmillaria tabescens, 1100 nucleotides long. RefSeq lists its product as uncharacterized. Lineage: Eukaryota; Fungi; Basidiomycota; Agaricomycetes; Agaricales; Physalacriaceae. The record is from RefSeq and is a predicted model, not a curated record. The coding region runs from base 154 to 930 and encodes 258 amino acids. The transcript has 4 exons.